This is a messenger RNA of Serpula lacrymans var. lacrymans S7.9, 341 nucleotides long. RefSeq lists its product as uncharacterized. Lineage: Eukaryota; Fungi; Basidiomycota; Agaricomycetes; Boletales; Serpulaceae. The transcript has 4 exons. The record is from RefSeq and is a predicted model, not a curated record. The annotation marks the transcript as partial.
AUUGUAUGUUUUGCAUAUUUCUAUAAAACUUACAGCUACCUUUAUUGUGACCGGUGAUUUGUAGAUUGUAUGGGUGUGUUGUUUCUGCCAUUUGACCUAGAGGACAUUUACUUAAGGUUAUAUAUUUUCGAUUGCCAGCGGACGGAUCGAAAGAACAAGGGCAAGCCCGAACCGUCUUCUAUCUUGAGUAAAGCUCUCCUAGGUCUGUUUCUCAGCGUCAAAAGUGCGACAUUAAUGUAAGCCCAUCAUCUUCUACACAAGGGCUAUGAAUUUUAAGCAUCGUGGUUUCUGGCGUGGUCGGACAAUUUUUGAAGUGGAGGUUAUCCAGUAUCAUGGUGUUU